UGUAUCUUGAUCAAUAAUAAAUUUGUUAUAAAGAUCAUUCUCUGGCAGCCAUUCGUUCUGAUUUUGACUUUAAAAAUAGGCACCAAAGUCAUGGACGAGACUUCCGAGCACGUGCGCUACGGUUUCCCUCUGAGCAAAUCGACUCCCAAUUUUCUUCUAAAUAGAAAUUCAUUCUACGAUCAUAAGCACUCACAAUUGUCAUCAAUGGCUGGAUCAAUACCAUUUUGGAUCGCUCUCAUAGCGAGUUUCUCUGUUUUUCUUCAAGGAGUGAAAGUGAAGGCAACAACAUUUGAGAUCACAAACAAAUGCCCCUACACGGUUUGGGCAGCAGCGUUCCCAGGUGGAGGGAAACAACUGGCACAAGGGCAGUCAUGGAGCGUCCAACCUGACGCUGGAACAUCCACGGGCAGAAUAUGGGGACGAACGGACUGUUCCUUCGACGGCAGCGGUCGGGGCACCUGCCAAAGCGGUGACUGCAACGGCACGCUCAACUGCCAAGGCGAUGGCUCGGCGCCAGUCACUCUGGUUGAAUAUACCCUCAAUCCUUCCAUGAAUCUGGACUUUUACGACAUCUCUCUCUUGGAUGGCUUCAAUCUGCCUCUUUCCAUCACUCCCACUUCCACAAACCCUAAUUGCAAGGGGAUAAUUACAUGCCUGAGUGACAUUAAUUCGCAGUGCCCUAACGAGCUCAAGGUGAGCGGAGGAUGCCUAAGCGCCUGCGUCAAAUAUAAUACGGACGAUCACUGCUGCAGAGGUGCUAACUGUAACCAGACCCUUUAUUCCAGGUUUUUUAAGGAACAAUGCCCCCAGGCCUACAGCUACGCCAAGGAUGACGUCACCAGCGCGUUUACUUGCCCCAGCGGAACUGACUAUAAAAUCGUCUUUUGCGGUAGAAGUGAUCACAUUUUCGCUCUCUACUUAUAUAUAACCAUAAAUAAUGAGGAAUAAGAUUCACUGCGCUGCGCAUCGUGCGCUUGAGCUCUGUGUUACUCAAUUUUCAAAGAUGUUUAGCCGAUAGGCUAAAUUUUGUAGCAGAUUUCAGCCAGUUAGUUGUCUCGUGCCGGAAAAAACUACUUUCGAGGAGUUGAAUUGUUCUUUGCCUGAACAAAUUUGAACUGGCGACAUAUUUUUUGGUUAGAAGGCUGCAAAAAUCUUAAAAAUUUUGUCUCGGGUUCAAGAAUCUAAUUGUUGCUCUAAAACCCCGAUGUAUUUAGAUCUACUCUCUGUUCGUAUAGGCAAAUUGGUUUUGGUUCGCCUCAUUUAUCGAAAACUCUGCUUUGUUAGGGUUUCAUAA
Messenger RNA from Cryptomeria japonica (Japanese cedar), 1294 nucleotides. Its product is annotated as pathogenesis-related thaumatin-like protein 3.6. Gene Ontology annotation, cellular component: extracellular region. Lineage: Eukaryota; Viridiplantae; Streptophyta; Pinopsida; Cupressales; Cupressaceae. Gene Ontology annotation, biological process: defense response. The coding region runs from base 91 to 948 and encodes 285 amino acids. The record is from RefSeq and is a predicted model, not a curated record. The transcript has 2 exons.